CAGCCAUGGGAUCACCGAUGUACUUAGAAAUUGUUGGCUUAAUUAAAGACCCAAAUUUUCACGUUGCCAAAAGUAUUGCUGAGGGACUGAAACAGAAGUUUCCUGAGACAUUUUUGGACCCCAAAAUCCAACCACUUCUUGAAUUUGAUUGGCAAAUGUAUCUGAGCAACAAGAAAAGGGAGCUGUGUGGUGAAAUAUGGCAGUAUUCCAGCAGCCUGAUGUGCUUUCUGAACGGCCUUCUCCUUGGUAAUGAAAAGGAUCUUGCUAACUGGGCCAACAAGCAGUGGGAUUUCACUGUCACUCGCCCGCAGGCCUUCUAUACGGCUCUCGCUGAGGACGACUACGUCAAACACCUCCAGAAGACUGGGCAUCAGUUUGUUUUCAUGGACAUUAAGAUAGCAGAAGAAGAAGUAGGGAGAUUCUUGUUUGAGCUGUUCUCAGAUGUGUGUCCAAAGACAGCAAAGAAUUUUGAGGCGCUGUGCACAGGAGAGAAGGGACUGUCCCAGGAUGGCCUCCCGUUCUGCUACAAGGGUUCGCUGUUUCAUCGAAUUGUGCCAAACGGCUGGGUGCAAGGUGGAGAUAUUUCUCCAGGAAGUAAAGGUAAUGGUGGAGAGUCAAUCUAUGGACCAACUUUUGAAGAUGAAAGCUUUGCUGUUUCCCACUCUAAACGUGGCAUUCUGGGAAUGGCGAAUAAGGGUGUUCACACCAAUGGAUCCCAGUUCUACAUCACCUUGCAGCCAACACUCUGGAUGGACAGGACCUAUGUUGCCUUUGGGCAAGUUGUUGAGGGUUUCAACAUUCUGAGAAAGUUAGAGGAAGCCCCCACUCGCAAUGAAAGACCUCAGUAUGCAUGUAGAGUAGCAGCUUGUGGCAUCUUUAAACCAUAA
Cololabis saira (Pacific saury) is the source of this 887-nucleotide messenger RNA. RefSeq names its product peptidylprolyl isomerase (cyclophilin)-like 6 (gene ppil6). The coding region runs from base 6 to 887 and encodes 293 amino acids. The transcript has 8 exons. Lineage: Eukaryota; Metazoa; Chordata; Actinopteri; Beloniformes; Belonidae. Gene Ontology annotation, molecular function: peptidyl-prolyl cis-trans isomerase activity. The record is from RefSeq and is a predicted model, not a curated record. Gene Ontology annotation, biological process: protein peptidyl-prolyl isomerization.